GGGAGUACUACUAACCCGACAGGAUCCAGUCCAGUCCCACAUCUUACAGAACAGAGGGGCAGAGAACUGCUGAAGACUGAGUUAUCAUGUCGGGACGCAACCAUCCAGAGGCUCCGGCGAGAUGUGCUGCUUUCCCCACCAGGCCCGCGACUCCCAGUCUGCUCAGCUGGAUGUCCAUGGGCAGAGGAUCUCUCAGCUGCAGACGGAGCUACAGGAGAGCCAACUGGAGCUCCAGAGGGGACACAGCCGAAGAGAGCAGCAGCAGAGGGACCUGCAGACCCAGACACAGCAGGCAGAGGAGCUCCACACUCAGCUGGCUGAGGUCAAAGGGCGUCUUGUGCAGGUGGAGGGAGAAAAUGAGGCACUCAUGGGAUAUAAGCGGGAGCAGGGAGCCGAGAGCUCUGCCAGGGUCAGAGAGGACACAGAGAGUGCCCAGGCCGAGCAGAGGUGUGUGGACCUGGAGGGGGAGCUGACAGAGACCCCUCCCCAGAGACCAAGGGAAGCCUGGGCUGAGGAGCAGACCCAGAAGUUCCAGGUCACGGUGUCCAGUCUGAAGAGCCAGCAUGGCUGUGUUAGUCAGCAGCUGCAGGACAGGAGUGCUGAGGUGCAGAGGCUCCAGAGGUCAUUGGCUGAGCUACAUGGAACGAGAAAUGGAGUGGGAGAGAGAGACAUCCGCCCUGCAGGGCCAGCCGGGCCUUGCCAGAGAGGAGCUCCACAGCGCCAUCCUCAGGGUGAGCCCCGAACUGCAUCCUGCCCCUCCGCAGCGAUCCCCAUUGUGUUCCACUCAGACGAUUAGCACUGAGAUAUAGUGGUACAUAAAAGGGGAGGCCCUGUUUUAAUUAACAUAAAUAUUAGUAUAAUGACAUGAAGCCAUCCCACGUUCCAUUUCAGGCUCUUAGUGUUAAUACCUAUUUUAAUACAUUAUCAUUACCGCCAUCAUAAUUCUUAUUAUGGUAACUGUAAUUAUUCGAUUUAUGACAGAAUUAUUAUUUUGUUCCCUGCAGCCAUUUCCUCCCUGUAAAACCACAUUUUCCCUUGUGUAUGGCGCUCUCAGUCUCCCCCCUCAAAAAUAUUGAACGGGCACUGAUAAAGAUAAACACACAAACACCCCAGCCUGUUGGCUCCCGCCCCUGUAAAACACUCAAUCUGAAUUGCAUAUCCGCCUGGCGACCAGGCUUGUCAUAAGCCGUAUUAAGAAAAAUGGUCACACGGUUUGACAUAAAUUGGAAAAUGACAUUUGGAAAGCGGCCGCUGCUGUGGAAAUUAGAGAUAUUAAAAUUAUAAAUCAGUGUCUGGAUGUGCAAGGGGGUGUUGAGGAGAGGCUGUAUGUUCUCUUUAUCUCCCAUGUCCCUCUCUCUCUCUCUCUCUCUCUCUCUCUCUCUCUCUCUCUCUCUCUCUGUCUCUCUCUCUCUCGCUCUCUCUCUCUCGCUCUCUCGCUCUCUCUCUCUCUCUCUCUCUCUCUCUCUCUCUGUGUCUGUCUGUGUUUCUCUCGUGUCUCGUUCUUUCUCUGGGAACAGCAGAGGGGGCCUGGUCCUACAGGGACAGAGGCCCGGAGAAAGUGCUCCUCUCUGGCUCAGCGACCCUCUCUCUGCUCCGUAGGGACAAACACUCCCUCUCAUUUGGCAGUGAAAGUAGAGGAUAUUGUCUGUGCUGGCGUAGUGUCCUGUCAGCUGAUUUAGCAGCUCUCACGCUCUAACCUGCUAAUGGAUCAUUUCAGAGGUGUGAUAUGCAUAAUGCAAAGAUAUCCGCUGACACCUUUAAAAACAGACACUUCCCUCUCCCAUGUGUGCCUCACCUCUGCCCUCCGGGUGUGUGCGUGUGUGUGGUUAUUUGUGUGUUUUGAGCAGAGGCAGGCACAGCAGCAGAAGGAAGAGCUGUUUGGUGAGCUGCAGAGGGAGGUGGACAGACUGAAGAAUGGGAGACAGGAGAUGCGAAAAAAGCUUUGUGGUAGAGGAGAGGAGCUGAAGAGGCUGAGAGACGAGCAGCAUCAGCUCAAGGACAAGUAAGACGGAACAUAGAGAACAACAGUCAAUAAACGUUUGAUUUGAACAUUGUGGAGGAAGGUGGAGGAACAGAGGGAAAGACUGGGUUCUCAGGUGACAGAGAACCAGGACAUGAGCCAUGACCUGGACCUGAG
Oncorhynchus gorbuscha (pink salmon) is the source of this 2137-nucleotide messenger RNA. RefSeq lists its product as uncharacterized. Gene Ontology annotation, biological process: spermatogenesis. The transcript is spliced from 9 exons. Bases 122 to 796 code for a protein of 224 amino acids. The record is from RefSeq and is a predicted model, not a curated record. NCBI's taxonomy places the organism in Eukaryota, Metazoa, Chordata, Actinopteri, Salmoniformes, Salmonidae.